Symbiodinium pilosum is the source of this 1587-nucleotide messenger RNA. The record is from the annotation of a GenBank genome assembly. NCBI's taxonomy places the organism in Eukaryota, Dinophyceae, Suessiales, Symbiodiniaceae.
AUGAGCUGGCCCUUUCUCUCUGCGCUGAUCUUCAGCGCUGAGGCAUGGCUUGGCGGAGCACAGCAACAUGACGAGUCACUACGUGCCAUGCGAGAGGGAGGGGAGUUCAUCUUCAUUGGGGUACCGUGCGCAGUUGACUGGGAUGGCGACGGUGACAUUGACUUGCUGGUUGGGUGUAGCAAUGGCACAAUCGCAUACUACGAGCGUACGCCCCAAGGACUUGUUCACCACGUGGGAGCUGGAAACCCCUUCGAUGGGCUCCGGGUUGACCUGAUCGCUGUGCCCCGUGCUGUGGACUGGGACGCAGAUGGUGACAUGGACCUGCUAUUGUCUGGCUUCCAUGGCGUUGAGAGCGGAGAGUUCGAGGGCUGCCUGCGAUACUUUGAGCGCCUGGCGGAUGGAGGGUUGGUUGAGCGCGUUGGCUUUGACAACCCUUUCCACGUUUUCAAGCCGGACGGAGAAAUGGUGGUGGUGCCCCGAGCCGUGGAUUGGGACUCCGAUGGGGACAUGGACCUCCUAGUUGCAGGCUCUUCGGGGCAAAUCCGCUACUUUGAGCGUGUGGAGGGCGGGUUGUUGCAGGAGCGCUUUGAUGCGCAGAAUCCCUUUGAGGAAUUGGAUGUAGGGAUGCAGGGCGUCUUGGAAGUCACAGAUUGGGAUGACGACGGGCGAUUGGACAUCUUGGUUGGAACCAGGCUUGGGCGCGUGCGAUUCUUCAAGCAGCUGGCCAAUCAGAGCUUCACGGAGCUCACAGGUUCAUCUAAUCCACUCGCAAGGGUGCGGGGACGGUUUGCUGUGAUGCCAUAUGUUGUGGACUGGGACGAGGACGGCGACACCGAUCUCUUGGCAGGCGUUUACACUGGCGGCUUUUCAGGCGUGCUGCUCUUCAAUAGAGGCUCAUGCAAUUGGCAAGACCUGUGCCUCUCCCGGGGCUUCACCAAAGGCAAGCUGGACACAUGUUCCUGCAUCCUGCGCUAUGACAUGAAGGACUGCUCUGGGUGCGAUGAGAAUUACUUCUCUGGCCCACCUGAUACGUCAUUGGCCCGAGAGUGUCUUGCCUGCCCAAAGGUCGCGCAGGGGGAAGGCGUCGCAUGCUCGGGCAGAGGUCGCUGCCUCGAUGAUGCAGCGGCUCGUCAGCAGUUUCCGUGGAAGAACCGGCUGCAGCUGUCUACCGUUACUGGGAAUGGAUCCUGCAUCUGCAACGAGCCAUUCUGGGGAGAAGGCUGUGAAAAUGGCAUGUGUCCAGAAGGCCAAGAAUAUGGGCACGUGGAGGAUCGUUUCACUUGUCAUCCAUGUUUUCCGGGCUGGUUCAAACCAGAGCCUGGCAACAGCGAGCGGUGCCAAGUUUGCGGAAGCGGUACUUUUUCUUCUCAAUUCGGCAGCGCCUCAUGCUCCUCAUGCCGAAGCCCGCGAUUUCGUUCUCGUGUGGACAUUGCCCGCAUCUCCUGCGACUUUGCGAACAUCAACGUCCCUGUGGCCAUCGGGGUCAUGCUUUGUUCGGUGCUCCUUUUCCUACCGUUGCCGUGGAUGCUUUGCCACAAGGUCUGUUCCUUCUUUAGGAAUGCUUUCACAGUUGGAGAAGUACCGUAA